GGCUUGUGACAGCCAAGAAAUAAAGUACGCGUGCUGAUGACGUCACUUGACGACACGUCACCACACGGAAGAAGGUCUUUCCAGUCCGACCUCCUGCUGCGAGACAAGAGCCGAGUCUUCGUCAAAAUGGGUGGUUUCUUCUCGAGUCUGUUCUCGGGCCUCUUUGGCACCAAGGAGAUGAGGAUCCUGAUACUGGGUUUGGACGGCGCGGGGAAAACCACCAUUCUGUAUCGGCUGCAGGUCGGCGAGGUUGUCACCACCAUCCCCACAAUCGGCUUUAAUGUGGAGACGGUCACAUACAAGAAUCUGAAGUUCCAGGUGUGGGAUCUGGGUGGACAGACCAGUAUCAGGCCCUACUGGAGAUGUUACUACUCCAACACAGACGCCGUCAUCUACGUGGUGGACAGCAGCGACCGCGACAGGAUGGGCAUCUCCAAGUCUGAGCUUGUGGCCAUGUUGGAGGAGGAGGAGCUGAAGAAGGCCAUCCUGGUGGUGUUUGCAAACAAACAAGACAUGGACCAGGCCAUGACGCCCGCCGAGGUGGCCAACGCACUGGGUCUUCCCGCCCUCAAAGACAGGAAGUGGCAGAUCUUCAAGACCUCAGCCACCAAGGGCACAGGCCUGGACGAGGCCAUGGAGUGGCUGGUGGAUUCGCUCAAGAGUCGGCAGUAAAGAAAAAAAAAAAAGACCCACCCGUUAUGUAAAUACUCCUGAACUUUGACCCUUCCUUGUGACAGACAUUACUUUCCAGUCUACUAUGGCCAAACCUUGGACUGAAAAGGCCUCAUUUAUGAUUUUGUGUGUGUGUGAGGAGAAUCUUGAGCUGGGCAGAUCACAAGUACUUUUAAGGCUCAUGCUAGACAUGCCAUGAAGAUCCACCAGGAGGCAGUGUUGCACCAUGCAUACUCUACAGUAUCAUGUAGACACUCCCUCACUGCCAACACUACAAGUCCCAGGCCAACCAUCUUCCUUUCCUUGCUUUUUUCCCCUUCAUCAUUUUGUAAUGUGCACAUUUCUACUAGUUUAAUCACCUCUUCUGCAUAUUUAUAUCAGCUUGUACAGUGACAAUGAUCCACAGUAAAGACUUUUUGGUGAUUGUAACAA
Molecule: messenger RNA, 1104 nt
Organism: Nerophis ophidion (straightnose pipefish)
Lineage: Eukaryota; Metazoa; Chordata; Actinopteri; Syngnathiformes; Syngnathidae
Gene: arl1
Product: ADP-ribosylation factor-like 1
Exons: 6
Coding region: 37-672 (211 amino acids)
Biological process (GO): intracellular protein transport; vesicle-mediated transport
Cellular component (GO): cytoplasm; Golgi apparatus
Molecular function (GO): GTP binding; GTPase activity
Source: RefSeq, a predicted model, not a curated record